This is a messenger RNA of Helicoverpa zea (corn earworm), 3864 nucleotides long. RefSeq lists its product as uncharacterized. The record is from RefSeq and is a predicted model, not a curated record. Lineage: Eukaryota; Metazoa; Arthropoda; Insecta; Lepidoptera; Noctuidae. Gene Ontology annotation, molecular function: chitin binding. The coding region runs from base 1 to 3864 and encodes 1287 amino acids. Gene Ontology annotation, cellular component: extracellular region. The transcript is spliced from 3 exons.
AUGGCCAUAUGCCUCACCAUUUCAUGGGCAGAAGCCCAGAAUGGUCGAGGGCCGCAGCAUCAAGACCACAACGGUCACGGGUGGGAUAUCCGGCUGGCAGUUCCAGGGGAACCCGGCAGUGAUUAUCCUACUCUGGGCGCUAUACCCAGGACAUCCUUUUCUUGCGCGGGAAGAGACCCAGGAUAUUAUGCAGACAUAGAAACAAAUUGUCAAGUCUUCCGAGUCUGCACAGUAGGAUCAACCUACGGCUUCCAGUCGUUCCUCUGUCCAAACGGAACUUUGUUCAACCAAGCGGUGUUCGUAUGCGACUGGUGGAUGAACGUCGACUGCCAAAACUCUCAACAGUACAUCAACAACAAUAACGAACAAUUCGAAAAUCUGCGAUUAGGUCCACAACUCAUGAAGGAUAUUAAGAAAAUGCUCACUCAUCCAAUGCGUAACCCCUACGACAAGAGUGCGAUGAAGAGUAAUCUCAUUGUAAUGCAAGAAUACAAGCCACCGUUUGGUCAGCUGUUCCCGAACGGAGCCCUAUUAGCAGGGCCUGAACGAGCUCCUAACAACGUUUAUUUUCCAGCGAAACAAAUCCAACAGAACCUAGUUCAAGGCAAUCCAAAUGAUUACUCGUUCUCAGCGUCUACACCUGACCCCAGAUAUAUUCCUGCCCCAAUCAACACUAACUUUUUACCUUUGCAAAGAGAUGCAGAAGUAUUCCAAAGGCAGCGACAAAAUGGCCAGUAUAAUGAAGUAAAUAAUAAUGGUAUCCAAAACGCUAGAGUGCAAACAACUCAGACAUCACAGACUGGAAACCUUAUUUCUAACGGUCAUGCAGGCAGAUUUAUACAAAAUGGAAAUUCAAAUUCUGUAAACACAAAUAAUUACCCCCAAAUACAAACACCACGACCGACGCAGAUAUCAAAUAAUUUUUCACAGAGACAAACAAGUUCUGUAAGCAACUCCCAAUCAGGCAAUGUACAAAAUACACAGAGAGUACCAAAUACAAAGCAACGUGCACAGUACUCAGAACCCAGAAGACUACCUCAAACAAACAACGAGGCUUCCUUUUCUAAAUCACAGAACUACGUAAACAAUAAUAAUCAAGAUAAACAACCAUACACAUACAGUACUCCAUCUUCCAAUAUACAACAAUAUCCAAAUAAUUUAAACAAUCCAGCAGGUAGAGAACUUAAACAAAACUUGGUAAGUACAAUUAAAGAGAUUCCAUCAACAGUUAUAACAAAAACAUUAACGUAUAGCAGGUUAGUGCAGGAGCCAAAAGUAGGUAAACCAAAAUCCAGAAUUACAGUCAAAACUUGGAUUGUAAAACCAACUAAAUCCGCUAGAAUAAUAGUGGACCCCACGCCUUACACGUAUGCAAGACCCUCACCCGCCCCUCCAUCCGCCCCAUCACCUACAGCAAGACUUAUUGAAGAAAAUACACCUUACGUGUACGAAAAACCGACAACAUCUCAAACUGAAAAGAUAAUCUCACCAGAACCAGAAUCUGGAUCAGAUUCUGAGGAGCCCUAUUCUUACCCAAAGCCUACCCCUGCUGCUAAGCAAAUUGAAACCACUGAAAUUCAAACCACACGUAUCUUUAUCGCACCCACAACUAUUCCAACUCGUCCAACAUAUUCAGGGCGAUUAAGUUCCCCACAAACGUCUCCGCUUCCCACGAAAGCAUCCCGACUUUACCUAACUCCAUCUCCAUUUACAUCAACAGCUAGAUUUUAUCUUCCACCACCUCGGAACCCAACAACACUGCCACGGUUGUAUUUACCUUCAGACGAUGUACCACAACCCGUAUACUAUCAAAGUUCUCAGCUAAGAGCUGCCCCGACCUUGCCUACCACUACUCGCGUAACAUUCACUGAAAACUUUAAUCAACCAUCGUUUUCUGUCCCAAAACAAUCCCAAAUGAAUAUCAACCAAGAAAAUUUAACAUUUGCUGAUAUACUUACUAAGGAAAAACUAGAUAUAACCGUAAACGACAUAGUAAAAGAUACAGAUAGUAUUUUGAAAACUGCCUCUCCUCCACAAUACGUUCAAUAUCGUAAAGAAUUUAAAUCUAUCGAUUAUUCAGAUAAGAAUAACUACAUAGCACGGACAACUACUGAUAGUGGCGAAAGUUUAACAUCUCAAGUUCCAAUACAGACUCCAACUGUAUCCUCAAAAAGUUCACGAAUUAUAGCAACGCCUGCAACAAGUUUACAACCUCCAAACGAAAACUUUAUUUAUCAAAAUAGUAAUAAGCUUUCUAAUUUGCCUUUCUUCAAGGAAACUGGCAUUCCAAAUACAAUAGAGCGCACGGUUUCAAUAAAAAUAACUAUUCCCGAAAGAAUUGCUGCGUACCUUUUCAAGAAUCGAAGUGACCCCACCUAUGAUAAACUAGAAAUAUUAAAUACUGGAAGCAGCAACUAUUUGGUUAUGAGUGACAACUUCUUAAACAAUAGAAAUGCAUUCAAUUUUAUUCCUAUCGCUAAGCUAAUCGGUGGUCAAAACUCAAAUAAUAUUUCUGAUUCACAGGCGCUCGUGUACUCAUUCUUGACUGAUUCCAUCAACGUAGCGAGAGAAUACAACAACAUUGCACAACAAGAGAUAUUGACGUCUACAGCAUCACCUACUCCAGCACAGUUUCAGAAUCUAAACAAUGAUAAACUGUCACAAAUCACCAAUCAGAUAUCAUCGCUUACAUCGUCACAAUAUACUAGUAACGACCCGAACAGUUUUGUCAAUAGUGCAAAUAUUCCUAAACCAAAACCUAACAUUAAUCAACUUAAUCAAUUUACAGGCAAUGCAAAAUACACUGAUGGUCGAAACCAGGGUCAACAGAUACAAACAAAUCAAUUCACUCCUUCACAACAAACACAAGGUGAAUUUUACUCAUCACGAUAUCAAAUACCCAAUACUCAACAAAAUAUUCUUAACAGUCAGAACCAAUUGUACAGUGGUCAAUUAUAUCAAUGGUCUGUUCCAGAUGUAACUAAUCAGAUUUACAACCGCCCGAGUCCAGCUAACUUCAUCAAUCCCAGCAACAUUCAACAACAACCUACACAAAUGUUCACUUUACAACGCAACACUAAUCAAAACAAUGCAAUGGACAAUUUUAAGCAAUCAAAUCCUCAAUUUGAAGUCGUGAAAGCAGAUACUGUUGAUUUGAACCCAGCUAAACUGCAACUUGAAUCUCCUAAUGGAGCUGAACAGUUCUCUAGUCAAGAAGCUCUCAAUAAUUUGAUCAAUAGCCAAAGCGGAAUAUCAGCACAGCUAGAAGAUAAAAUAGUAGGCACUAUACCGCAUCCAUUAGAAGAAAACAAACUGCUCACAUACAAGAAGGAUCAAUCAUACUACCUUUACACUAAAUUGGAAGACAAUACGAUCGAUCAAAAUUCUCAAACAAACCAGCAGACUAACACGAACACUCAACAAAACGCGAAAUUGAUCCAAACUAAUGGCAACAAUAUGCCAAAUGUAGUUUCAUUCCAACUUAUACCUUCAGUGAGUUACGAAUUAGAAGACGAGAAAGAUAAACAAGAAAUUUUAAGUGCUUUCCAAAUAGAUGAGUUCGGCGCUCCCAGAGACAUAACGAGACCGCAGAACGAAGCAAACAAAAAUCAAGGACAGCAAAUUAUGACGUCUAGAAUAGAUUUUGCAGUGGAGCACCCAAGCACACCUAAACAAAAUGAUCAGUACAGAAUAAACCCGUUGUACUCUGGACCAUCUUCUUAUACUGCUCCACAAUCAUCAGUGGGUAGCCUAGGGUCUAGACAAGUAGUACAAAACAAUUUCAACUCUAGACUAGAAGACUUUGAUAGCAAUAAUAGUAACGGCUACCCCAAAGAUAGGCCUGCGCGACAAUUCUUUUCUUGA